CUGGAUCUAACGUUCCAUGACUCGAGCUUUCUGUACAAACAUUUUCGGAAAGAUAUGUCUUUCAUUCCUCCGUUGUGGAUCAUUACUCUUGGCAUUCUGCUACGCAACAUGGCCAACAUACGCCCUCUGCAAAACCUGCUUAGUGGAGAACAUCACUCUGUCCGAAACCUCAUUGUGCAUGUGCCACGGACCACCGGUCUAUUUAAUGAGCUUGACUCUUCUCAUCACCUCCGAAUCUCCAGGUUACAAACCAUCACCCUCGACAUAUGGGACUACCCUGAUGACACCAGGGACCAACACCUACUCAAGUGGUGGAUUGAGAAUCUCAGACAGUGCAUUGAGAUUCGCUGUAUCACCUUUUGCAUCAUGUUGGGUAACAUGAAUAUGGGUGAUCUUGCCGUAUGGAAGGGUUUGAAUGAACUUCUGUCCAAGGGCAGAUUCCCUGCCUUGGGGGCAGUGAUCAUAACGGUGCAUACAAAGCGGACGUCGAUAGAUGUUGGCUCAGUGAAGCGGGAUAUUGAAAGUCAGUUUACUGAUAUUCGAGUUCAUGUGGUGGUUACGCGUUACGCGUUGCAAUGAUGCUGACCGAGUGUGUUGUAGGGUUAUGUCAACUCUGCAAAAUUGAUUAAUUAGCACAAUCAAUGGGUUUGGAGUACUGGUAAUCCAUAUUCUGUCAGAUAACUUGCUAAGACAGGAAUCAAGCGAAGCUCAAUAUCUUGAGUGUUGACUGGAUUCCGCGACCCGUACAAGUAUAUUCACCGUCAUGGGCACUUCAG
Guyanagaster necrorhizus is the source of this 776-nucleotide messenger RNA. RefSeq lists its product as uncharacterized. The coding region runs from base 55 to 579 and encodes 174 amino acids. The transcript is spliced from 3 exons. NCBI's taxonomy places the organism in Eukaryota, Fungi, Basidiomycota, Agaricomycetes, Agaricales, Physalacriaceae. The record is from RefSeq and is a predicted model, not a curated record.